Molecule: messenger RNA, 2112 nt
Organism: Erythranthe guttata (spotted monkey flower)
Lineage: Eukaryota; Viridiplantae; Streptophyta; Magnoliopsida; Lamiales; Phrymaceae
Product: trans-alpha-bergamotene synthase
Biological process (GO): diterpenoid biosynthetic process
Molecular function (GO): magnesium ion binding; terpene synthase activity
Source: RefSeq, a predicted model, not a curated record
AUGAUCUCAUUUGGAGAUGUGAAUGAUUGUUUUUCUAGUAUUAUAUAAUCAACGUGUUUCAUAAGUGGCAUAAUUAUUUAUAAAACAAAAUAACCCUCUUGUCUUAUAUUACACAAUUCUUAACAGUGCAACAACUUGUACCAAUAGAGACAAAUGGCAAUUCCAUAAAUAUUCACCUGACACUGGUCUCAAUCUUCGACUAUAAAUACCUUGCUACCUUUCUACAUAUCAACACUCAUAUUUCAUUUCUUCUUACAAAAAAAAAAAAAAAAAAAGAAAAAAAAAACAGUUCAUAAUCGAUUUAAGCGCCGAAAAGAUAAUUACUAUGGAAGAGGCAAGAAGAUCUGGAAACUACGGAACGAGCAUUUGGGAGCACGAUUACGUUCAGUCCUUCACCACUCCAUACACGGAGAAGAAAUACAUAGAGCAAGCUGAGAAGCUGAAAAAACAGGUGCAGAUAAUCAUCGACGAAACCGAAAAUCAUACGCUAGAGCAACUUGAACUUAUCGAUAAUCUGCAGAGGUUCGAUAUAUCCAACCACUUCGAGGAUUCAAUCAAAAAGAUCUUGGGCAACAUUUACCGUGACGAAUUUGAUGACGACGGCAAACACUUGCAUGUUACAUCUCUCAAAUUUAGACUUCUCAGACAAAAUGGAUUUCUUGUCCCUCAAGAGGUUUUCGGAAGUUUCUUGGACAAGGAAGGAAAUUUUAAGGAGUGUUUUACUGGUGAUGUGAAGGGGGUUUUGUCUCUGUAUGAAGCUUCGUUUUUAUCGGUCGAAGGUGAGAGAAUAUUGGAUUCUGCCAAAAAAUUCUCGACUCGUCAUCUAACUGAAAAGGUGAAGCAAAUCGAAGACGCGAUUCUAGCUGAGAAAGUGAGGCAUGCAUUGGAGCUUCCACUGCACUGGCGAGUGCAAAAACUCGAAGCAAGAUGGUUUAUGAACAUCUACAAUGGUGACCCUAUUCUACUUCAGUUGGCUGCACUGGACUUCAACAUGGUGCAAGCCAUUUAUCAGGACGAAAUUAAACAGCUGUCGAGGUGGCAUAAAGAAACCAAUCUUGCAGACAACUUGGGUUUUGCCAGGCACCGAUUGCCGGAGUGUUACUUAUGGGCCGUGGGAUUUACACCCGAGCCUCGAUUUGGGUUUUCCAGGGAGAUUCUGACCAAGAUUGCUGUAAUUAUUACAAUUAUGGAUGACAUAUACGAUGUGUACGGUACCAUGGAUGAACUCGAGAUUUUCACCGAGAUGGUCGAGAGGUGGGAUGUUAACGCAUUGGACCGCCUACCCGAAUACAUGCGAAUCAGCUUCCUAGCUCUUUUUAACUGCGCUAAUGAAUUGGCUUACAAAAUUCUCACGGACCAAGGUCUCAACAUCAUCUCAAAACUGAGAAAAAUGUGGGCAGAAUUGAGCAGAGCUUACUAUAAAGAAGCACAAUGGUUCCACAGUGGGUAUCGCCCGAGCACGAGCGAGUACAUCAACGUAGCCUGGCUUUCGAUUACAGGCCCUGUGCUUCUUUUCCAUGCUUACUUUUGCAUAACAAAUCCCAUUAACACCAAGGAGCUGCACUUUUUAGAGCAAUACCCUGGAAUUAUUCGUUGGCCUGCCACUGUUCUUCGCCUCUCAGACGACUUGGGCACUUCAUCUGCUGAAAUAAAACGAGGGGAUGUUCCGAAAUAUAUACAGUGUUACAUGCACGAAACAGGCUGUUCUGAAGAGGACGCACGCGAGUACAUCAAAAAAGAUCUGAUUGGUGAUCUGUUGAAGAAGAUGAACAAAGAAAUACUAUUUAUGGAUAAGCCCAUAAAGAAUUUUCAGACAACUUCCAUGAAUCUUGCUCGGAUUGGUUUCAGCUUUUACCAGUUUGGUGAUGGUUUUGGUGAACCAUAUAGUGACACCAAGACACAUUUGGUCUCACUCUUGGUUGAACCAAUCCCUAUUCCAUCAACACGCUCUUGAAGACAAUCCGCGCGCACCCACACUUAUUUGUCGGAGGCGAUCGAAUUAAGUAAUUUGUAUUUCUAGCAUUUUUCAUUUUUCGUCGAUCUAAUAAAGAACUGCAGAAGUUCUGUACUAAGUUUUUUUAAGCAACAAUACUAUAAUUAGUUUUUCCAAGC